Molecule: messenger RNA, 1750 nt
Organism: Poecilia latipinna (sailfin molly)
Lineage: Eukaryota; Metazoa; Chordata; Actinopteri; Cyprinodontiformes; Poeciliidae
Exons: 9
Coding region: 244-1647 (467 amino acids)
Source: RefSeq, a predicted model, not a curated record
ACCAGCGUGAAACACCCUUAGAUCUCCGGGGCUCAGACUACAGUUGGUUGAGUAGUUUGUGAGUCAGAAACUGUUUCUGGGUGGAGUUGGGCUCGCUCUCCACUCCGGUCCUUUUAACACAUUCCUGUCUGGCUGGAAUGCAGUGAAGGGAGUAAAACACCAAAACAAACCCUCCAGUCGGGCCUGUUCGACUGGCUCGCUCUGUCGAAUCAUGUUUUAAACCGGUGGACAUUAAAACAGCAGAUGGCUUGGCCGCAGAUUCAACCACCAUCUCACCCCAAAGGUCAGAGGGCAGCUGGACUGGAGGGGACGGGAGGCUGGGAGUGGACCAGUAAACCGAUGAGGGAGCAGAGCGAGGAUGGCGAGGGAGCAGCAACAGACAACCAGCAACAAUGGACGACUCUCAACAGUUUAAUAGAGAUCCUAAGUGAAGCUCAGCCCGGAGGAAGGUUUUGGUCCCGGACUCUGAAAACUGUCUGCUGCUUCGCCCCGGUGGCUGCAGUGUGGUUUGCCUGCCAGCUGGAGGCGCUGCCGGGCCCCGCUCUGCCGCAGCAGGACGCGUGCUGCAGGCUGCUCUUACUGUGUUUACUGUGGGCAGUUCUGGCUGGAGCUAUUUACGCCCUGAAAGGCUGCCUGCAGCCAGAACCGAACCGGCAGGAACCUCCACAGAAGAAACAGCAGCUGGUUGAGCCUGAAAUCAGCAAACAUCUAAAUUCAUGCCCGCUCUCCGGGCCGCCCCCAGUUUGCACCCCGCAGGUCUCGGUUCCUCUGAUCCGGGCCCUGACGGACAGUCUGCUGCUGUGUGUGCUCCAGGAGCCGCUGCAGGACCCCGCCGUGUCCCACAUUGAGGCUCUCCGUUCCAGGCUGCAGGCGGUGGCUGUCACCCUGGAGAAGGUGAACUUUGGCCCGGAGGCGAUGCUGGAGGAAGCGGGCCGAGGCUCCGCGCUAACCGACAAACUGAAGCUGCUUUGCGCCUAUCUGCAGCAGAGGACGGCAUCCCUCCAGGUUCUGGUCCAGGUCCAGAGGGACUUUGAGUCCAGCGUUGAGGACUUGCUGCAGGGUCUGGACGGGCUCUGGACCCAGCUGGAGGAGCUCCAUGCUGGAGUGACGCUCACCAAAAAGGACAGCCUGGGCAGCAGAGACCUGACUUUGGUUCAGGAAGACGCCGAGAGCUUGAUGUCAGUGUUGGCUCAGUACCGGUCCAAACUCCAGUCCUGUCAGGCUCACCUGAAAGGCUGCACACAGCUCCUACAGGAGCUAACCUGGAGUCACGCUCACAUCAACACCAAAGUGAACUGCGGCUGCGAGUCCGUCUGGCCCGAGCUUUUGCUUCAGUCCAGCAUCGAACAGUUUGACAAAGUUCAGGAGAAUUUCAGCUCUCUGGAGCAGCAGACUGCCACCUUCAAGACCCACCUGGAGGGACUUGGAAUAGACCAUCAGGACGAACCUGUCGGGCCGCUCGCUGCUGCUAACAGAACCAAUGUGGUUCCCUCCCUGCUGAACCCCCUUCAUAACGUGGAUUUGCCUCUGAGGACUUCAACCCCCAUAGAAACGAAGAAAAACUCCCAUUUAUCGCUGCGCGAGAGGUCGGCCCUCAAGUUCUCCUCCACGAUGGGAUGCUUAUCCAAACCUGGAAAAAAGAAAUGAUUUUAUUUACCUGGAAGAUUAAUUGUAACUCAUGUUUUAUAAUCAGAACUGCUUUAAUUUAUAAAAUGUUUUGCAGAUGUUGAUCAUCUGCUGGCUGCCUCUG